AUGGCAGAAUCACAUUUUGUAUUUACAAGCUUUGCAAUCCUUGCCCUGAUAUCUCCUCUUGGUAAGUAACAUUGAACUCGUGAUUUGCUCUCUCACUGAAGACUAGAUGUUCAUGUCUUUCAUGCUCGCCUUAGCCCAUCGAACGUUCGGUAAUCGGGCCCAAUCAAUUUCCAGUCUUUCUAUUAACUUUGAUUGGGUUCGUUAAUGGAACUUAAUCGAACUCACCCAAAACUUUUACCAGUCAAACGCAAUCGAACCCUACAACAAUCGAACAUAAAACCACUUUCGAUCCAUCUGGUUUCAAACAAGGCGUUGUCUUCAACUAAGUUAUGCAUUGGCUUCAAUUUAAAACACGAGCUCAGUAUGUUGCUUAGUAUCCGAUCUUUCCUUUAAUUAGUCGGAAGAGUUUUUGGCCCAGAGACAUUCAAUUUAGUCCUAAAUAUGACGAACAACAGUUUCAAUUCUAAAAUAUAUCUCAACAGGUAAGCGACUUAUAGGAUCCUCUUCCUCUCGCAAAGUAGUUUGGCAUUCGAUUCUGGAAAUAUAUAUCGGCGUGGGAACCUAGCAUCGUGAAAAACAUUAUAAAUGACUGGGAUAUGGUGGAGAACUGUCAGAACUAUGCGAGCGGCUGAUCUGGGUUGGAACUGUGAGAAAAUUUCAGUUUUGCUCUAAUAAAUUAAAGUCAAACUUCCAUGUGCGACCACCUCCCACCCCAAAUUUUCCCAGUCAAAGCCUUACAUGUACAGUUGGAACCUUUAGUAAACGACCACCUCCUGUAAGCGACCGCGAAAACUUUUUGGGCCUGAUUGUUAAUGAUUUUUCCUUGUUUUUAACCUCUUGUAAGCAACCACUUCACGCAUUCUCUGAUCUCUAUGUUCGUUGUGUGCACUAUGCUACUUAGAAUAUACAAAGAACUUUAGUGACAACAUGGAACAACACGCAAAGUAAAUGUGCCUGGACCUCUUCUCGGAAAAGGCUCCCUGUGGUUCGAUUCUUGUAAAGUGAACGCUAAACUACAAGCAUUCUCUUUUCUUGGUCCUUCGAGCAAAAUGGGCUUAUGGCUGGUUAAUAUAGUGUGAUGACGUCAGUCAGGUCGUCGUACACGUCAGUCAGGUCGUCGUACACGAGACAUAAGCCGCAAAAUGCGCAGACACGCGUGACUGAAGGGGCGACACGGGAAAAGGAAAGUUCAAUGUCCAAACAAGAAUGUUGAUGAUUGCGUUGCAAGCAUAUCGCACUCUGCAUCACAACACACACACACCAAGCAUUCGAUGCUACAAAGGUUGAGGUAGAACACACAAACGAAUGUCGAAUGUGAAUAGUAUUUGAAAUGUAUAUGUUGAAUUGUCAAUGCGUAAUGUUGAAUUAAAGAAGUUGAAUAUUGGAUUUUGAAAUAUGGGUGUUGACUUGUGAAUGACAAUGAAACAAGAAUGUUGGAUUGCGAUGCCACACGGAUAGAAUACACAAACGAAUGUCGUAUGUGAAUAUCAGUAAAUAGUAUUUGAAAUAUGGAUGUUGAAUAGCACGUUCGAUACAUACAUACAUACAUACAUACAUACAUACAUACAAGUUUUUAUUUGGAGUCUUAUACAAUAAAUAGUAUAUAUAUCAGCAAUUUCCAAACAACUAAAUUACAAACAACAAAAAUUCCUAACCACAUAUGACUAAUAAGUUAUUAAGGAAUUAAGUCAUAGAGUAUUUACUUUUUUCCGUCUUCCCCUUUCCUUUUUUCAAAGCAUUCGAAUACAUGUUUUGCUAUUAGUUUUUGUAUUUUAGCAUUUCCUUUAGGGGGGGUUUAUUAGAAACGUGAAUAUUUUGUUGGAUGACAUUCUGCUUAUUUUUAUUCUAUAUCCUUUUUCAAAUAAUCUAGUAACGAACACUUUUUUCGUGGUAAGCAGAGCAUAUAUCUAGAAAAUGGUAUUCGUCCUCCAUUUCUAUUUUACAAAUUGGGCAAAUUCUUUCUGCAGGUUUCUUAAACGGUCUCGAAUAACGUCUUGUAUCUAUAGCUAAUUUAUGGUUGCUAAGUCGCAGUUUUGUUAGAGCUAUUCUGUUUCGCAUAUUGGUGACCUGAUGUAGGUAAUCUUCACAUUUGUAAUUGUCUAUUGUUUUGAAUAACCGGUAGGUUCUCAUUUUGUUGAUUUGGUUAGCAUCUUUUCUGGUUUCGUUAUUUACAGGAUGUCCCAAAAGUUUGUUCCUCUAUUUUGAUGCACUGUAACUUUUGAUCAAAACUUUAUUUUUACAUGAAAUUUCUUAAUUAUAAAGAUGUUUAUUUGUCUGUUGAGUACAUGUAUUCAGAAUUUCAGUAACUGUCAUGCCCUUUUUGUUUUUUUUAUUACAUUCUGCAGCCGUUGCGGCAUGGAGUGGGAUACAGCGUGUAGACCUACAGAUGAUCCAUUUUGAGCUUUUUUAUCACCUGGGAGCCAGUACAACACCCAAACAAUAUUUGUUUAGUUUAGGCAGCUGAAAAAAUAAUAUAUUGGGCAUUUAUCCAAAAAGAUAAUCAUCCGUGCCCCCUUCCACAACAAGGCUUUUGUUCUUCUUUACAAAUUUGAGACGAGUUGUGCGUUACUUGGUAGACUAAACAGAGGUUUUUUUGCCAUCUCAGGGGCCUCUAAUAAUUUUAAACAUUCGCUUUUCAUGACCAUUCAUGGACUUGGCUUGUUAACCAUGAGAGAACUUGCUCGUUAAGUCUCCCAUUUUGUAUCUAGCCUUCUUUAAAAAUAUUUUGGGUGCUUUAUUCAGGACUUUGGGUCUUCCCCUUCGUUUCUUGCCUUCAAAACCUUCAUUUCUCCAUGAUCAUUUUACCACCCACCAUUUGGAUUUUUCCAAUUUUUUAGCAGUUUCUACAACAGAUAAGCCAGUAAAUCGAAGUAUACAUGCUUAUGCUCUCACGUAGCUGAACGUUUUUGCGUUAAGGGGGUUUAUCUUUCGUGAUAUUUACAAAAACAAGGAAGGAGUUCGAUCAAUUAGGGCUAUGAAAUGCAAAAAAUAUGUGGCUGGAAAAUAUACUCGCGCACGCGCACCCUUGGCGCGGAAGUACACAAAUCCAAUAUUCGAGUCAAAAGAUGGCACAACAAGUAUGAAAAUAGUGAAUUAGGUUGACAGACACAACUUUUGUUUAAAUGAUUUGCUUACCAAGUCCAAUCGUACUGAAGUACAGACUUUAUACCAGAGGAAGGAACUUUUGGGACACCCUGUAUUUCACAGAGCCAUCUUUGUAGUUCGAUAUCCUUAAGUCGUUGCCUGAUCAUGUUUACGAUUCGAUCCUAUCUCCGCAUAGUGUGCUUUCAUCCAGAAUUCUCCUAAUCCUAUCUGUUAAGAUAAGCUUUAGAUUUGUUUGCUCCAGAAAGCUUUAUUUUCAUACCAUUUAAUGACAUUGUAUGCUAUUUGGGAUAAUUUGUUUUCAUAUUUGGUUAAGGUUAACCAGAACUUAAAGUUCCUACAUUGGGCUUCAAUUCUCAUUGGAAACCUUCCUGUCUCAGCCCUGGAAUUUAUUUUGAACUAAUUCUGCUGGAUCCUUUUUUAAUUAUCCAUUGCAAUCAAUCCCCCACACUUCACUCGCAUAAAAGCGUAUGGGAGAUAGCAGUGCGUCAAAUAACUUCAUCGUUAAUUUUAUAUUUUCUCUGAAGUGGUUUCCCAUCUCUUUUCGUAUUUAUAGAGUGCUUUAAGUGCAACUUUCUUCAACUCUUGCCAAGCGAGAUUAAGGUUUCCAUCAUUAUAAGGACUCAUUAUUAGUUCAAGAUAUUUGUAGUAUUUGACGUUUUCCAGUUUAUCAGCGCCGUAUCUGAACAAGUAGUUGUUUAUCGACUUACCACAGUUAUUAAAAAUCAUAAUUUUUGACUCUCUAAAUUUACACUUAAAUCGGCAUUUUCACAGAAAGAGUCCAGUUUAUUAAGGAUUAUAUUUGAAGGCUUUUUGCUGAUAUAGAAAAGAUCACUAGAUCGUCAGCGUAUAAGAGACAAUUUAUAGAUUUAUCACUUAGCAUAAUGCCGGUUGAACUCGCUGUAUUUAGGAAAUUUGGGAGAUCACUUACCUGAUGAACGGCUUUGAAAAACUGUUAAGCUGGGACAAUUUUUGAAAAACCGCAAUUGCAAUGAGGCUUCUUUAAUCUUCUUCGAUGACGUUUGUUUGUCUAUCCGCGCCUCCUUUUUCAUGAGUUAUUUAUACACCCUUUUUAUGUUUGGAGGUGCUAUUUUUAUAUUUUUCUCAAUUCUUGGCUUGCAACCAAGUGACAAGGCGGCCAUGUUGGCACCAACAUGGUCGCCGUGACGUCAUGUGCAAACCAGCAAUUUGGUGGCAGCUCUCACUAUUUGAAUUUUGAUAAAUUCCGUGACACAGCUCCUUUAAGUUAACCCUGUAAGUCCGGAGACUGACCAAAAUAAAUUUUCUCCUAACAAUAUCCACACAUUUUCAAGAGAUUAGGUUAUGAGAAGUAAUAAAAUGAACCACAAAAAGAAAAUGCCUUGAUCAUUUAUCAAAUUCUCUCAACUCCUUCCUUAAGGAAAUUUAUGGAGAUCAGUUUGGUGAACUUGUAUGUGGAUGUUGGGCUUAAAGGGUGAAGCAUAUAGCCUCCCACGGAGACGUUCAGUUCUUAGGGGUUCGUCACGCGUUCCUGCCCCACCAACGUCUGCUGAAACGAAAAGCCCCUUCCGUUCUUUGGCUGUUUGCUUUUGUUUUAAAGAAACCAAUCAGCAUUGACUAAUUGUGACGCGUUAAGCCAAUCACAUGCUGUGAAGGAAGGGAAAUCGACACGUGUGGUUUACCUCUGGAGUAAAUUUCGCGAUAACUAAAAUAACCAAACCAAAAUAUCCAUCUGUUUUAGUAAGGAUAUGGUUUCAUUUUUGAUUCAGUGCCAUUGACGCUAAAGGCCUAAUCAAAACCGUGAUUGACGAGCGAUCUUUUCAUCUGCGAGGCGCGAGGCCUGCACAUGUUUUCCAUCGUUGAGUACAAACUUUACCAAUCCGAUAUUUGCCCUCUACGGAAAAAGAUACAAAUAACCGUAAAUUUAUAAGUACACUGAAAGUCUGAAAGGGAUUUUCUCGUUAGACUGAUAUGUAAAAUCCCAUACCGUCUGUGAAAUCGGCCUGUCACCCCUUGCAGGAUUAACUUCAAACAGCUUCUUACAUCCCAGUGCAUUUUCUUCACUGAUAUCAUUAAGCGAAGCGACAAGAAUAUCAAGAUUUGCCUGCUUAUCGACCUUGUCUUUGAUACUAUUUACAAGCGGCGAAACCACAACAACAACAUGGCAAGAAUCUUUAAAAACUGAGUCGAAAACAAACCGUAAAGCUUGCUAAAUAAGCGACCUUGCACAUCCAGUUAAAAGAUUUACAAACAGAUCAAUCUUCUUCUACAAAAAUUGGGCCAUGGCUUUUGUUUGGAACGGUUUCAACGCCCUAAUACCAAACGUUUCGGACAUCAACACUGCACCUAACCUUUUUCAGUAAGGAUUCUGGUCCCGGGUAAUAUUUUUAAUAACAAACGCGAGUUUACCCAAAGUUGGAAAACGGCCUUUGAUUGGUCCGUAUCUACGAACGAAAGUGGCUCUUCGUUUCACCAGACGUUAGUGGGGCAGCAACGCGUGACGAACCCCUAAGAACGUCUGCGUGGGAGGCUAUUAAGCAUAAAAGUCGCCUGUAGAAGCCAAGCGGCGCCCCACUGACUUUUGUGGGGCAGGAACGCGUGACGAGCCCCUAAGAACGUCUGCGUGGCAGGCCUCCGAAAGUCUUGAGGAAAGGUAAUAUCCUUUGCAGUAAACUGAGGUAAAGAUUUCUUCUUUUUCUCUUUAUCGUUAGCUUUAGCUCUUGAAUGCUACGAGUGUGGCCUUCCGGGAUCCAACUGCAGUAGUAAUCGUUUGGGCAAGGUGACAUGUGGAGUGUAUUUCAAUCGCUGUGUCACCAUUAAGUACACAAUGGAUGUGGGAUUUGGGCCGAUGUCAGUGCAGAUGAGAAACUGUUCAAAUAGCAUGGCUUGUGACCCACAAAGCGGCCUGUACAGUAAGUGUAAACCUUUGGUAUAUCGAUCCCAAGCAAUACAUUAUAAACAUGCUCUAUCCCAGCUCAAUGAUUUCUCUUUGGAAGUACCAGUGUUUUUUUUCACACGGUUAACUCAGAAAUUCACAUUCCCUCCAUAAAUGUAAGGUACAUUCCACUAAGCUUCGAAUAGGACUGACCUAUUGCUAACCAUAUCUUUUGUGUAAAACAGAAUAAAAUGGUCUGUUAUGUUCCUUAUCCCUAGGACGUACAGGGUUUGGGGGGGGUGCGAGGGUGGAUGCUAUACUCCUUAUCCCUAGGACGUACAGUGGAGGGGGAGGGGUGCAAGGAUGGAUGCUACUCUCGGGCACCGUAUCCAUAUUAGAAGCAGUUCGUUUAUUACUGAGACACAUGUACUCAAAAAAAUAGUCCGCCAUGUUGAAUGACGUCACCGGCCCCUGGCAGCGCCAUUUGCAUAUGUAUCCGAUAAUGUUUACAUCAUCUUUUAGAUGACAUCGCACUGGGGUUGUUUAUCAAGAGUAGAGGGGUGAGGGAGGGUGGGUCGCACGAACAAACUUGAAAAUCCUGUUCUUGUUCUCUUUUCUGGUGUAUGAGUUCGCAUGUACGUCCGAUGUUUUGGACAUACAGUGAUAUUUGCUCUGUUUGGUAGCUGUUUGUUGGCGCUGCAUUGCACAGCUUAUUUUCAUCCGGAUACACUUUUGAUUCUUUUUUGCAGCGUGCACUUUGGUGAAUAUCACCGGACUCCUAACAAGUUGCGAGCUAGCUUGUUGCCAGGAUAACUUGUGUGAUCCUUUCAAACUAGCUUCUUCGACCGCAUCAGUCCCGGCAUCAGCCGGCCCGGCAUCAGUCACGGCAUCAGCCCCAGCACCAUCCCCGUCAUCAACCCCGACAAGUGCUUCGGUUGCGUUGGUUGCAAAUGUUUGUGCCAUAUUGUUGGCUAAUGUCCUGAUUAUAUUUGCACAGUUUCACUAA
Molecule: messenger RNA, 6962 nt
Organism: Porites lobata
Lineage: Eukaryota; Metazoa; Cnidaria; Anthozoa; Scleractinia; Poritidae
Source: the annotation of a GenBank genome assembly